Molecule: messenger RNA, 2802 nt
Organism: Saccharomyces mikatae IFO 1815
Lineage: Eukaryota; Fungi; Ascomycota; Saccharomycetes; Saccharomycetales; Saccharomycetaceae
Gene: GYP5
Product: GTPase-activating protein GYP5
Exons: 1
Coding region: 1-2802 (933 amino acids)
Source: RefSeq, a predicted model, not a curated record
AUGUCUUCUGAUAACCUUACAGAAAUAAAUACCAGUUUGGCUGCAUCUGAAACUGACGAAGGUGAGGAUGAUUUGUAUAAAUUGGCUUCAAAAGAGGAAGAAAUAAAAACAAUGACACCAAAUCAAAAUGAAGAUGAAACUACGAAUAGAAUCUCGCACGUUAUAAAUAUGGUAAGUGCAGAACCACAGAAUGGAACUGCAUGUGAUGCCAGUACAUCUCAUUUCGGAGAGAAUGAAAAAUCACAAUUCGAAAAUACAUCCUCUAUCGGUAAAUCUCAACAAGAAAUAGCAAUGACUUCGACUGAGCCCAUCCAUUCUGAAGGAAAAUCAAAUGACCAGAAAUUGGAUUUAAACAAUGGGGAUAAUAAAGCGUUCUCGAAUUUUCCUAAAGAAGGCUCCACUGGGCACUCUCUAGGUACUGAGGGCACUCUCACCGUUGAACAGAAAGCCGGGGAACAAACGCAAGAAACAGAAGAAUUUGAAUCUGGAAUCGAUUUGAAUGAGCCAUUGGAUAUUGAACAGGAGAUGGAAAAUAAUAUCAGGGACUCAAACGGAUCGAAUAAUAAAAUAAAACGUGACACAAUUGGGGACACCGAGGAAAUUCAUCCUGAUGAGGAAAUUGAUAAGAAAAACGAUGUCAACAGCACUCUAGAUAACAAUAGACUGACUGAAAAUAUUUCAAAAAAUGAGUUUAGUGAAUCAUCUGAUAAGGAAACCGGGACCAUAAUAACUAUAAAUGAAAAUUUUAUCUCCAUAGAUGGUGAAUCAUCGCUAACAAAUACAUCUCAGAGUGAUAGUCAAAGUCAUAUUAUUGAUGAACCUGUUACAGAACCUGCUCUGCCCAAAACUUCAGAAGAUAAGGGUGCCAGAAAAGUACCACCUGUACCUGCGCAAAUCUCAAAUGGAACGAAUGAUAUUCCAAGCGAGAAGAAACUUUCCAUAAUUUCGACUUCAACAUCACCACCAUUGCCACCUAGGCACACCGUUGAGAGGUCUACUUCACCAAAAUUGCCACCAAGGGGUAGGCAACGGGAAGAAACAUCAAAGACUAAGAAUGCUGUUCCACCAUCUCUAGAGGAGGAAAUGAAAUCAGAAAAAUUCCGCAAAAAUUUAGAAGAGACAAAAAAAAGUAGUCACCAUCAUGUUCCUCUCAUUGAUUCCAAGACUGCACAAUUAAACUCCACUGCAGAAAUUAACCUAAUCGCUAGUCGUUACCGUAAGACCAGCCAUCAUUUGAAUAGAGAAGGAGAAGAGACAAGAGAGUCACUACAGGAGGGCCAAAGCUUUUUAAAGUCUACUUAUACGUCAUUUUUAGAGAACUUGCCCGAGUAUAACGAAGUGGAGGAUGUUAAUGAAGAAGAAAGGGAAAUGUUCAAAAUUGAUUGGUCUUUCUGGACUCAAGUAGUGAAUGAUUUUGCUACAGUGGCGAGUAAUGAACCAGAGAAGUUAGAAGCGCAUGUUACUGAUGGGAUACCACCUCAAAUUCGUGGUAUCAUAUGGCAACUGAUGGCAAAUUCCAAAUCAAGGGAAAUGGAAGAUAUAUACGAAACUCUACUGGAUACCGAGUGCCUCCAUGAGGCAACUAUACGUAGAGAUCUAAGGAGAACGAAGUUCGUAGCUGAGGAUAAAAUGGAAUCCCUAUUCAAAAUCAUAAAGGUGUAUUCUGUUUACGAUCCAGAUGUUGGGUACACGCAAGGAAUGGGGUUCAUUGCAGCACCUUUAUUGAUAAACUGUGAUAAUGAAGCUGAAACGUUUGGAUUAAUGGUUGGAUUGAUGAAGAAUUAUGGACUAAGGGAACUUUUCUUACCGGGGAUGCCCGGACUGAUGUUAAUGCUAUAUCAAUUUGAUAGAUUGCUAGAAGAACAUUCGCCCACUCUAUACAAUCGUUUGAUCCGUGAAGGAAUCAGUUCAACAAUGUACGCUACACAAUGGUUCCUAACUUUUUUUGCAUACAAAUUUCCACUAGAGUUUGUAUUAAGAAUUUUUGACAUUGUGUUUGUGGAAGGUAUUGAAGUACUUUUGAAGUUUGCUGUAAACUUAAUGUUAAAGAACGAAGAAACCUUAGUAAAAUUAAGAUUUGACGAACUAUUGGAAUUCUUAAAGGAUGAGCUCUUCAAUUAUUAUUUGAUGAAAAGUCAUGACAAUACCUCUGUAGUUCAAACGGAAUUAUCAGGAAAAGACACAUCCAAAAACGAUGAGGAUAGGUCUUUAUCAUAUAAUGUCGAUCUUUUCGUUCAUGAUGCGAUGACAGGCGUAUAUAUUACACCAUUAACUUUAAGAAGAUACAAGGGCGAAUAUAUAGAAAUCCAUGAAAAGGAGCAGAAAAAGGAAGAUCACUACGAAUCACUAAGAAUCCAAAACCAUCAACUACAAAGAGAGGCACAGAAGCUAGAACAUGACUACUCAGUUUUGAACAACGAGAACAUCAGUGCAGCUAACGAGCUGAUUCAGAAUAGGUUAAAUAUGGAGAUGUUGCUAGAUGAGAAGAACGACUUGAUAAACACAAUGACUUACAUCAAUAACCAAAUUGAAGAAGAGAUUCGCAAACAGGAUUUACCCAACCCGGAUGCAUCAUUACCAAAGGCAGAUUUGAGGGAAGACCUGGAAAGGACUAUUUCCAGGAACAAUGAGGUAAUGAGGGAGAACGGUCAAUUAGAGGAAAGAAUAACAGAACUGCAAGCGGAAAUAGAUGAGCUGAUCGGUAUCAACAAGGAACAGGUGUCCACUGCAUCGUUGCUAGAACAAGAUUCAAAGGGCAAGGGAAGAAAAGGUUGGUCCAGUUUCAAGAAAGUUUUUAAAUAG